Molecule: messenger RNA, 804 nt
Organism: [Torrubiella] hemipterigena
Lineage: Eukaryota; Fungi; Ascomycota; Sordariomycetes; Hypocreales; Clavicipitaceae
Source: the annotation of a GenBank genome assembly
UUCUCCCAAGCCAAUCAACAUCACGACUUUAGCAAAAGCAGUUGUCCACUACCUCUACCGUCAAGUCGUCACAAUCUAUCGCAAUUGGCCGUCCACAAACACACCAAUUCGCACAGGAUGCUUCCCCAACGAAUUGUGCGCACCUCAGCGCUGCGCAAUACCCUCGCUGCUUCUCGACAAGCACCUGUCAUGCAGCGCCGCGGCUUCCUCCCUUCCCACUAUGCCGACAAAAAGGUUUUGGAGGAAAAGUAUCCCGGUCCUCCUGAGCUCAGUGCUGCUGAGGACCCCGGCAUGAACGGUGGCUACAUUAACCCUCCCCGAAUUAAGCGUCAGUUCCGCGACCCCCACGCCAACUGGUGGGAUCCCCAGGAGCGUCGAAACUUUGGUGAACCCGUCCACGAAGACAACGAUGUGCUCGGCAUGUUCUCGCCUCACGAAUACACCUGGACAACAACCGGCCCUGGUCUGACCAUGGUUGCUGCUUUCAUUGCUGCUUUCGGUGCCGUCAGCGGCCUGGUCUACCUCAACUACCCCGAUAAGCCCGCUUACCCCAGAGAAUUCGAGGGUGGCUUGGAGAGAGAACUCGGCGGCCCUAACGCUGUUAGAGCACGCAUGGAAGGCGACGAAGACCCUUAAAUCAAUCAACACGACACAAACAAUCAUAGAAUGUUUCAUUUGUACAUAUCAUAGGCAGGGAGCCGAUGGACAGGCAGUUGUUUUCUUAACAUCCGUUGGUAGAAGCUAUAUGCCCAAUCAAUCUUGGUGGUAUGGCUCAUCAACAUAAUAAAAUUUAUUCCUCCCAUU